Molecule: messenger RNA, 3262 nt
Organism: Linum trigynum
Lineage: Eukaryota; Viridiplantae; Streptophyta; Magnoliopsida; Malpighiales; Linaceae
Source: the annotation of a GenBank genome assembly
AAUAUGUACCGUGACUACUUAUAACUAGUCACGGUGCAGUUUCCCAUGAUUAUUUGUAUCCAUUAAUCACGGUUAGACCCAUGACUAAUGCACAUUUUUUAAGCACAAAGCCAGCAAACAAAAACAUAUUUAGAGACAUGAUGUACACUUUUUAAUAUGGUAUUUACCGUGAUAAAAUCAAUUCCUGUGAUUAGAUGUCAAUCACUACUCAUGGUAUUUACUACUUAUGGUGACUAGUUAUCCCAUGACUAAAAACAAAGAUUUCAUCUCGAUGUGCCAUUAAAAUUGAUCUUCACAAGGCUUUUGACUCAGUUAACUGGGAGUACUUAAUCUGUGUGAUGCUACAUAUGGGUUUCCCAGCUGUGUUUAUUGAAUGGAUAAAGGGCUGUCUUGGAUCUGCGUUCUUUAGUAUUAGCUUGCAUGGUUCUUUGUUUGGUUUCUUUCAAGCUAAGAAAGGGGUAAGGCAGGGGGACCCUCUCUCCCCCUACCUUUUCACUAUAGCUAUUGAACCUCUCUCGGGCAUAUUGGAUUUUGCUGCCAGCUCUAAACGAAUUCCUUAUCAUCCUCAGUGUCGAUCAAUAGGUCUGACACACCUUUGCUUUGCGGACAACCUAUUGAUUUUCACUGAGGGAUCAGCAGCUGCACUGGUGCAGAUGAGAAGUUUAUUGAAUGAGUUCUACUUGUUAUCGGGGUUAAGCUGUAAUCCUCAGAAAUGUGAGGCAUUCUUUGGCGGGCAGGCACAUUUAUACAAGGAAAAUGCUAUUGAGUUGUCAGGGUUUGCAGAAGGGCAACUGCCUGUGAGAUAUCUAGGUCUCCCUUUAUUUUCUGGCAGGCUGUCAGCCAGGGAAUGUGAAGUGUUGGUGGACAAGAUGACUAGUCGAAUACGCUCAUGGCAAGCCAGCAAGCUUACUUAUGCAAGAAGACUCCAGCUGAUUUCAUCAGUGUUGUACUCUUUAGUACAAUACUGGAUGAAUAUUUUCAUUCUGCCUAAGAAAGUUUUGGACCUCAUUCACAAGAUUUGUUCGGACUUUUUAUGGCAUGGGGAAGGCACAGGCAGAGCAAAAGUGGCUUUGGACUUAGUUGCACUUCCUAAACGGGAGGGUGGUAUGGGGUUGAAGGAUCUGGGAAGUUGGAACAUGGCAUGUAUGGCUAGAUUGUUGUGGCUUAUUCUGAUGAAGAGUGGUAGUUUCUGGGUAGCUUGGCUGCAGCAAUACAGGCUGAAGGGGAGAUCCAUAUGGAAUGUGCCUCUUUCUCAGUCUGGUUCAUGGAUUUCGAGGAAACUGCUUAAUUCGAGAAGCUAGUUCCAGUACAGAUUUGAUACUGAUGCAGAAGGUAGAGUACUCUGGGAAGGGAACCUGAUGCUGAGAUUUGUGGUGCAGAAGGUAUGGGCGUCAAUCAGACCAAAAAGAGCUCGGGUGGAUUGGUAGAAGCUGAUCUGGAAUAAACAUGUGAUUCCUAGAAUAGAGUGGUGGUUUGGUUAAUUAUAAUGAACAGGAUUACUACGAGAGACAAACUUAAGCAAUGGGGGAAACUUUCUGACUCUUUGUGUGUUUUAUGUCAGGCGGAAGAAGGAACUCGUGUUCAUUUGUUCUGCAAUUGUUCUUAUGCUUUGGAUUUCUUUGCCGCAGUUUUUGGCUUGCACAGGUGGCCAAAUGAUUGGGACGGCCUCAUGAAUUGGUUGGGUCGAAGAAGCAAUAAGGAGGGCAGCAAGGGGCUGAUUUGGAGUGCGAUCUGGUGCUGGUGCGUAAGUGUUAUUUGGAAAGAGAGGUGUGCUCGGAUGUACAAGGGAGAGCAAAAGUCGGUAGAGGAGAUUAAGAGAAGAUGGGUUGUUGAUUUCAAUCUGUUUGUUAUCGGCAGGCCUGAUCUUAGAUUGGAAAUACUGAAAAUUCCUCGGUUGAGUAGCCUACUAUAUGCAGUGUAGGUAGUUUUUGUGAGAGUUUUAUGUUUAUUCUUGUAAACAGACUUGUAGAGCGUUUGGCUCUUUGUUUUUGAGGGUCCUGUUUUAUCAGGCUGAGCUGAAUAAAAGUUUCGAUAAUUAACGAAAAAAAAUACCAACUACUAAUUAUAGUAAUUUACAAUGACUAAUUACAAACCAAUAGUCAUAGUGUUCUCAUGUCAUCAUCAACAUUAUAGUACCAAGAGUAACCUGAUUUCAUUGCUAUUAUAUUUUGUAGUUAAUUGUCAAUACAAUUGCUUCAAAUACCAUUCAUCAAUUAAUAUAAUUGACAUACAAUUAAAAAAUAUUCUUGUAGCAUAGAACUCCGAUCAAAUGAAAACUAAUUACAAAUAUAAGACAAUAUUUCUUGCUUUGUUACUAAAAUUUGCUAAGUCUUCCCUUCCUCCAUGGUGCCAUAAUUUCAUAGCCAAUUCUCCUCUGCUCAAAGCAUUCCAUUCAAAUCUUUUUGACCAUAGAAACAUGAUCCAAAAGCUCAGUUACUAAAAAUGAUAUAUUGUAAAAGAACAAUAAUGCGGCCAAAGAAAAUGUUAGGCUUGAUAUCACAUACACCUAACAAAUUAAUAUUUUGAAGUAUGCUGAACUUACCACUAAGUAUCCGGUUAACCAUGGGCCAAACCACUUUGUAUGGUGGAGAGUACCAAACAAACAGCUCAAUCUUGAAUAGCCUAUCUUGAGAAAAGCCUUGCUGAAAACAAUGGAUUCCCCAAGACUAUCCCUUUGUCAUCCUGAAGAGGAAAGGAACUACAAAUCAAUGAGUACUUAAUGGAUCAGUUAGGUUUAUAAACCAUUAGCGAUGAAAUCAUUACCUUCACUGCUCAGUGAAAACGACAAAUUUUACAAUGUUAUAUAGUAUUGGUGCUAUAGGGUUUUCCUUUUAUGGUAUAACUUAAAAUUGUACAUUCACGUUAUGGUACAACUUUAGAUUGUACCUAUACUUUUGGUACAAAUUCUUUUAUUGUACAACUUGAACUUGUACAUUUAUGUGAUGGUACAACUUCAAGUUGUAAAGUUGUAUCGUAACAUAAUGGUACAAAUUGCUUUAUGGUACAACCUAAACUUAUAUAUUUAAUGUUAUGGUACAACUUUAAGUUGUACAUUAAAGCACCAAUACUAUAUAGCAUAGUAGAAGUGCUCAAAAUAAAAAACCUUUGAUGCAUCUUGUGACCCAAAUGAUGUAGGUAAUACAAAAAGAGAAUCAAUCCUCGAAUUAUCAAACCAAUCAUAGCACACACAAAAAUUAAAUUGGAACCAUAUGUGACUAAACUUAGUUUACUCUUUUAGUUUCGAUAAAAGAUCUAUGAAUAC